AUGAAUAGCCCCCGUAGCAUCACCGCCGCUGUGCGAUAUGCUCUCCGUGCCCCAGCCAAGCCUUUCUACAAGACAUCUCGAAUCGCCCCUCCACUGACGACAGUGCGUUCGCAAUCCUCACAAACCUCUAGAAAGAUACACCAACAGACAGCCCAAAAUACUCAAGCAGCUGAGUCACUGGGUCCCGAACCCCUACCCUACGCGUCGACGAACCCAGCUCUUGCGUUUCCCUGUCUCGAUGCCGUAGAAUCGAGGUCCGCAUCACUAUCACGUCGCUCCUUGUCCGGGCCUGAGCCGGAGUAUACUACCGGAAAUCACCUCAAUUUUCACUCGCAAGAACCUCUUCUACUGGAUUGGGGAGGGAUUUUGCCGGAAUUCAAUAUCGCAUACGAAACCUGGGGGACAUUGAACAAAGACAGGAGCAAUGCCAUUUUGCUACAUACCGGACUGUCCGCUUCAAGUCAUGCCCACAGCACGGAUAUAAACCCGCAGCCAGGAUGGUGGGAGAAAUUCAUUGGGCCAGGGUGCCCUCUGGAUACUGAUAAAUACUUCGUCAUCUGUACGAACGUAGUGGGUGGAUGCUAUGGCUCAACUGGACCCUCGUCCAUAGACCCAGCAAACGGCGAACGCUAUGCAACCAGAUUCCCAAUCCUGACCAUGGAGGACAUGGUCCGCGCCCAAUUCAGACUUUUGGAUAGCUUGCGUAUCGAGAAGCUUUAUGCAAGCGUAGGGUCGAGCAUGGGCGGCAUGCAAAGUCUCGCAGCUGGUGUCCUCUUCUCUGAGAGGGUAGGGCGCGUGGUCAGCAUCAGUGGAUGCGCUCGUAGCCACCCUUAUAGCAUUGCCAUGCGACAUACUCAACGCCAAGUGCUUAUGAUGGAUCCAAACUGGUCCCGUGGUUUCUACUACGAUGGAAUACCGCCACAUGGGGGAAUGAAACUGGCUCGCGAAAUUGCUACAGUAACAUAUCGAAGUGGUCCCGAAUGGGAACAGCGAUUUGGCCGCCGACGUGCCGAUCCUUCGAAACCCCCUGCGCUGUGCCCGGACUUCCUCAUUGAGACAUAUCUCGACCAUGCCGGCGAGAAAUGGUGCCUCCAGUACGAUCCUAACAGUCUACUCUACGUGUCGAAAGCCAUGGAUCUAUUCGACUUAGGACAAGAACACAGAACACGCAUCAACAAGCUAAGAGCCGAGAACGAGUUCAAACUUUCUGCCUUCAAGGAUGGCGAGGGCGUCUCUACCACCCCCAACGGAGAUGUUUGCACUCUCACGCUUCCUGAUCAACCAUAUGAGGAGCAAGAGGGAAGCUCGUCGAAUGGAGUGGACGAGCCCGUUGCUAUACUCGAUCCCCAUGAACCACCGAAAGAUCUCAUAGCCGGCUUGAAACCCCUUGCCGAUACACCUACUUUGGUUCUGGGCGUUGCUAGCGAUAUCCUCUUCCCGGCCUGGCAACAGCGAGAAAUCGCAUCGACGCUCAGGCGUGCGGGAAAUAGAAACGUCACCCACAAGGAACUCGGUGAAGAGAAGAGUCUGUUCGGCCAUGACACCUUCCUUCUCGACCUGGAAAACGUUGGCGGGAGUGUCAAGGAGUUCUUGGGAUGA
Messenger RNA from Mytilinidion resinicola, 1599 nucleotides. Its product is annotated as homoserine acetyltransferase. NCBI's taxonomy places the organism in Eukaryota, Fungi, Ascomycota, Dothideomycetes, Mytilinidiales, Mytilinidiaceae. Gene Ontology annotation, biological process: L-homoserine metabolic process. Bases 1 to 1599 code for a protein of 532 amino acids. The transcript is spliced from 2 exons. Gene Ontology annotation, molecular function: L-serine O-acetyltransferase activity; homoserine O-acetyltransferase activity. The record is from RefSeq and is a predicted model, not a curated record.